Molecule: messenger RNA, 756 nt
Organism: Adineta steineri
Lineage: Eukaryota; Metazoa; Rotifera; Eurotatoria; Adinetida; Adinetidae
Source: the annotation of a GenBank genome assembly
AUGUCGACAAAUAUCGAAUCAAAACCAUGUCAAGCAAAUGAUAAUGGAAUGACUUGUGAGAAAGAUGCUAGAGCAAAAUGUUUCCAUUGUUCACGUAAUUUAUGUUUAACACAUUUAACUGAACAUGCCCAAUUACUUGAAAAUCAAACACGAACAUUUUUACAUUCUCAUGAAACAAUUUUAAAUGAUUUACAUAAUAAAUUUGAAUGUCUUUCAAUAUCAUCACGUAUAUUAGAAGAACCAUUUAUUCAACUUGAAAAAUGGCGUUUAGAUGCUCAUGAAAAAUUAGAUCAAUUAGCUAUACAAAAACGUCAAGAAAUUCAAAUAAAAAUAUCUGAAUAUCGAACUAUAUUCAAUAAGAAAACAAAUGAACAAAAACAAAAAAUUGAAUUAUUAAAAAAACGUUUAAAUGAUUUAUCUCGACAAGCACAAUUAGCCAGUAAAGAUAUUAAAUAUUUACAAGAUAAAAUGAAUGAAACACAACAAUUUUUGCAAUCAAUUGAAAAACAUUCAAUUAGAAUUUCUGCUUAUGACUUUUUUGUUAAUAUUCGUACACAUUUUUUUGAUACACAAUCAUCAAAAAUAACUCAACCAACAUCUCCAGUAGUUGCACAACCAAUUCAUUCUACAAGAAAUUCACGUCAAGAAAUUAAAGAACUUAAUGUGAGUAACAAUGGAAGUAAACAACGUUUCGAUAAAAAAAGAUCAUCAUCGGUUUCUUUAUUAGAAAAAAAGAAUUUAUUUUUGAAUUUGUAA